Messenger RNA from Aspergillus puulaauensis, 720 nucleotides. Its product is annotated as class I SAM-dependent methyltransferase. The record is from RefSeq and is a predicted model, not a curated record. The transcript has 3 exons. Bases 1 to 720 code for a protein of 239 amino acids. NCBI's taxonomy places the organism in Eukaryota, Fungi, Ascomycota, Eurotiomycetes, Eurotiales, Aspergillaceae.
AUGACUACCGACUUCGCCGAGAAGAACCGUCAGGUUUUUGAAAAACAAUCUCGUACCUACCGGUCCGAGUUCGGCAAAGUAGUGGAAACGUUGAUCAACGUUGUCAAACACAAGCGUACCUGGGUCAGUGAUACAUGGACCGACACCGAGGCAGGAAAGGGAAAAGAGAUCAAGGUGCUUGAGUAUGCUUGCGGCCCUGGUCAUAUAUCUUUGGCACUGGCACCGUAUGCCACUCGUGUAAUCGGCAUGGAUAUCUCGGAUGGCAUGAUCGAUGAGUUCAACAAAAAUAUUCGCGAAGAAGGUCGUUCAGAUAACGUAGUCGGAAUCAAGGCCAAUAUUCUUUCGGACUCACCGCCGGCUGAAGUCUCGGGGCCUGAGUACUUCGACUUUGACGUCUUGGUUGUCAGUAUGGCUACUCACCAUUUUGAACACCCCGGACAAGCCUUGAGCCGCCUGAGUGAGAGGUUGAAGGAAGGAGGAAUAAUGAUGAUUGUGGAUUUAGUCCCAGAAGAACUUCCUGACCACGGAAUGCAUCAAAUGGGAGACGUUGUCCACACAAUUUCGAAACACGGGUUCAGCCUUGAGGAGAUGCGGACAAUGUACGGAGACGCAGGAGUCAAGACGGGGUUCAAGUAUCAGGUUAUCGACGAGCCAUUGGUGUUUACCAAGAACGGAAACACAUUCGAGAAGACCAUUUUCAUCGCUCGGGGCCAGAAAUGA